Trichogramma pretiosum is the source of this 1824-nucleotide messenger RNA. RefSeq names its product UDP-glucuronosyltransferase 2B15-like. Bases 118 to 1680 code for a protein of 520 amino acids. The transcript is spliced from 5 exons. Gene Ontology annotation, molecular function: UDP-glycosyltransferase activity. NCBI's taxonomy places the organism in Eukaryota, Metazoa, Arthropoda, Insecta, Hymenoptera, Trichogrammatidae. The record is from RefSeq and is a predicted model, not a curated record.
GAGUCAUCUCAGUCAGUUGCAGUCCUCUGAAUUGGUAACAACGAAUAAGUGUAAAAAUUAAUUUGUGCAAAUGACGUUUACUUGUGCACAUGUGAACUGUUAACUGGAAUUUUCAAAAUGUUGAUUAACAAAUUGAUUUUGCUACUCGUGACUUUUGAAGUGAUAGGUUGCUGCAGUGCUUAUCGAAUAUUGGGCAUUUAUUCUCUACCAAUCAAAAGCCAUUUCAUAAUGAUCAAUCAAUUAUUCAAAGGACUCAUUGAAAAAGGCCACAACGUGGAUUUAAUCAAUACUUUUCCUUUGAAUGAAAAUAAUACGAGCUACAAACAAAUCAUGACGUUGCCCGAUCAUUCAGUUUUAACUUCGAAAACACUAAGAAUCGACGAAUUCGUCGUAAAUUUUAAUAGUAAUUACAGUUUGAUGGGUUUACUUGGAAAUGCUAUUUGCAAAAAUAUUGGCCAUCCAGAAUUGUUAAAGCUGGCUGAAAAUCCACCGAAAGAUCCACCCUAUGACAUCAUAAUUUUACACAUGAUGAACUAUCAUUGUUACAUGAUUCUUGCGCACCGCUGGAAUAUACCAGUUGUGCUCGUCAGCACAACGGCGAUGUAUCCAUGGAUGCAUGACAUGAUUGGCAACCCCGAAAACAUAGCUUUCUCCCCCAACAACAUGAAAACUGUACCGGAGGGCAACGGAUUUUGGGCUCGUCUCGUUAACGCUUACAUAUUUUAUCGCUUGAAAUUUUCCUAUCUUCAUCAAACGCAAUAUCAAAGUGAUUUGUUGAAAAAAUAUUACGGGCCUGAUGCUCCGAAUAUCCGAGAGCUCGAGCAGAGCGUGUCGUUGGUUUUGAUGAACACAUACUUUCCGAUCAACGGUGUCAAGCCAUUGACUACUGGCGUUGUGGAAGUUGGUGGUUUGCAUAUAAAAAAUGAUGGACUCGAGCUCGAUGUCGAUCUGAAAAAAUGGCUCGACGACAGCAAAGACGGUGUGGUAUAUUUUUCGCUUGGAUCGAUGUUCCGAAUUGAAACAUUUCCCGAUCAUGUAUUAGAUAUAAUACUGGAAUCUCUGAGAAAGCUAACCCCAGUCAAAGUGCUUAUGCGAAUUGCAAAAUUAGAAGAAUUGACUAAAAAGUUACCAUCUAACAUACACACUCUUCCAUGGAUACCCCAAGAAAAAGUUUUAAACCAUCCUAACGUCAAAGCAUUCAUAACUCAUGGUGGUUUACUUGGAACGCAAGAAGCUGUUUUUUACGGUGUACCAAUGAUUUGCAUACCACUGCUGGCCGAUCAGUGGACAAAUGCUCAAAAUUAUGUGAGAUUAAAAGUUGCUACAGUGGUUGAUUUCAGAUAUAUGACACAGAAGGAGUUUGAUCAAGCCAUUGAUAAUAUUUUAAAAACUCGUGAAUACGGUGAAAAUGUGAAGAGGUUGUCAAAAUUAUUUCGCGAUAGGCCACAAAGUCCACUGAGCACAGCUAUAUAUUGGAUUGAAUAUGUCAUCAGAAAUGGAAAAAAUUCGUUGAGAUCGCCAGCAAUGGAUUUAAAGUGGUGGCAAAUAUCAUUGUUAGAUAUAUUUUUUGUUACAAUCAUAAUGCCAUUGGUUAUAUUUGCAUUAUUCAUAAUAUUUUUUAUCAGAUUUAUAAAAAGACUAAUAUCAUUUAAGAGAUCUGAAAGCAAAAAGAGACGCUGAUUGUAGUGAUUAAUAAUCCAUUUGGUGUUAUAGUAUAAUUAGAUAAUAAGUAAUUCUAAUAUAUUAAUUCGCAAUUAAGCAAAAUUCUAAAUAUUACACAUCUAUUAUCUGUAAAAAUCGAGUUCUAAUAGAUAUUUACACAUA